AUGUUCCAGACAGCAGGAUACCCGGUGCAUGCACCAUACUUUGGCUACAAUGAUUACCAAACCCCCCCAAGGACACCACAAGGACCUACAGACCGCACAUACUACUCCCCGCGGACGUACGUGUACAGCUCGACGCCCACGCCAAAGAGCCAUACUCGCCGCGCUACUGGUGAAAACAUCAAGUACACCACUUACUCCACGCCCCGACCAACUACAACAACACACUACACUGUGAAGCCGGAAUACACCACAUCUGCGCAAUCUACACCUCAGCGUAGGUCCGACUAUGUAAGUGGCUCUCACCGCAAGCGUGAUGGCACUCGGUAUCACUACCAUGAGCCUACGGUCGGCGGAGCGCAGCGGAAGUACUCGAACAGCAAGCAAUAUUCUUCUCAAAGGUCACGAUACGUCUACGACGAGUCUGGCGCAUUCGAGUAUGAGUAUCUGCCGCGCUACGAACAGUAUGAGUCGCGGCCGCCGCCGUACAAGCGCCAGCAGAGUUACCACGAGGCACGCGCUGAUCAUCGCUACUACGAUCAGGUGCCCAUCUACACAGCAGCAGAGUCGACCGAGCGACCACGUCAACGUCGCUCCUCGUAUACGACCACGACCAAGCCGCAGCACGAGCCACCACCACGACCGCGAACUAGUACAUCAAACAAGCCACCACCACAGGCAACCGCGGAAGAUGCGCGUCGCGCUGGUAUACCAGCGGGCUAUUCAUACAAGAAUUGGGACCCGACCGAGGAGCCGAUACUGUUAUUGGGCAGUGUCUUCGACGCCAACUCACUCGGCAAGUGGAUAUAUGACUGGACCGUCUUCUACUAUGGCCCAGCAACACCAAUCACGGAGAUGGCUGGUGAACUAUGGUUAUUACUCAUACAGCUCGCUGGCAAGAUCAAGCGAGCCGAGGACACCUUGACGCGGAUUCGUCAGACCGCAUCACGAGACAUGGUCGACGACUUCCUCGAGUCAGGUGAGCGCCUAUGGCAGCGCUUCAAUAAGCUCCUCAAGAUCUGCGAAAACUACAUGUGGAAGGCUGCAAAGAGGGAGUGUGGCAUUGCGAAGAAGGUCACGAUGGGGAAGAAUAGUGGAUGUGAGUUUGUUGACUCUAUGUUCGGUCGCGACCGCGAACUGGAGCGUACGGAGAGACUCAUGACGGGGCUGCGGUUGUGGUCGAUGCGCUUCGAUGCGAAUUGCGAGGACAUCCUGCGCAAUCCUGCUGCCUAG
Messenger RNA from Recurvomyces mirabilis, 1230 nucleotides. RefSeq lists its product as uncharacterized. The coding region runs from base 1 to 1230 and encodes 409 amino acids. The transcript has a single exon. NCBI's taxonomy places the organism in Eukaryota, Fungi, Ascomycota, Dothideomycetes, Mycosphaerellales, Teratosphaeriaceae. The record is from RefSeq and is a predicted model, not a curated record.